GUACGAGAUGGAGCAUAUUUUAUAUUUUACUGCAGGCAAUUACCUCAAAAUUUAUUUACAUAUCAUUUAGCAUUCUUGCAGGUUGUCCAGGAGGUGUUUGCCCGCCAAAUAAUGUUUGUGCAGCAGGUCGAUGCAUACGUGACCCACUGGAGAAAACCAUUCAAAUCAUGUUAUUAUGUUAAUCAUGGAUCGUAUAAUUACCAUGGUGCUAAUAUUGAAUGCACCGCUCAUAAUGCACACGUCGCGUCCAUACAUUCACAAGCAGAAAUGGAUUUCGUAAAUAAUCUCGUUGGUGGUAGAACAUUCUGGAUUGGACUUCGUAAAAAUGGUUUUGGCUUUAAAUGGGACGAUGGAACGGCAGUAAAUUACACGAAUUAUCGAGGCAGAGAGCCAGAUAAUUGUUGUCCUAUUGGAGGCGCAUUUUGUACACUCGUCAAUUAUAUUGGCUCAUUUGGCCAAUGGGAUGAUGCUGGCUGCGAUAGAGCUUGGCGUGUUCAAACGAGUAUUGUUUGUAAAAAACCAUUGGUUUAA
Molecule: messenger RNA, 531 nt
Organism: Dracunculus medinensis (Guinea worm)
Lineage: Eukaryota; Metazoa; Nematoda; Chromadorea; Rhabditida; Dracunculidae
Source: the annotation of a GenBank genome assembly